AUAGAAAGCAACAGGUUGCCCAACUAACUUAUCCCUCCACUAUAAUCUGAGUAUUUAUGUAACCGCCGUGGCCCCCAACAGCGUAGUAACCGCCCCCAAAAAGUCAGUCUGCGCCACCAUUUUCGGCUGAAAUGGACCCACCGCUCCCCGCCAUGGCGGCCUCACUCGUCGACGCGCAACCGCUCACGGCGCUCUCAGCCUCCGCCGCCAAGAUCCGCCUUAUGUGCAGCUACGGCGGCCACAUAGCGCACCGCCCACGCUGCAAGUCCCUGUGCUAUGUCGGAGGCGAAACCCGCGUGGUCGCCGUUGACCGCCGCACCACCGCCGCUUCACUCUCUCCCCUCGUCGCCCACCUCUCGCGCGUUCUCUACAACAACCGGCCGUUUCACCUCAAGUACCAGCUCCCCAACGAGGAGCUGGAUUCCCUCGUCUCCGUCACUUCCGAUGAGGACUUCCAGAACAUGCUCGAGGAGUACGACCGCAUCUCCUCGUCCGCGUCUGAUACGCCUUCUCGCAUCCGAUUGUUCCUCUUUCCUGAUUCGCUAGGCUCGGCACUCCUCGACCCGAAAGGCGACUCCUGGUUCUCCGAUGCUUUGAACAAUUCCACAAUUGUUAGGAAGGGCCAGUCUACUGAUUCCGGUCCGCCCCCUGGAUUGAUGGGCCUUGAUACUGUUGUUGGCUCCGACUUACUCUCUGUCGAGGGUCAAGCGGAGAGUUUGAGUAACAGUGGAGGUGGGGGCGGAGAUGCUAAGCAUGGAUUGGAACUUGGUGGUUUGUUGCAGGAAUCCUUGGUUUUGGAGACCAGUUCUUCGUUUGGCUCUACUAAUUCUUCGAUUUCAAUGUCGAAUUUGCCGGCGAUUGGAGUUCACGGCGAGGAGAAUGGUUUCAAUUUGCUGGAAAAGAGGCUCAGAGUCCCCUCUUCGGCUUCUAUUGAAAGUGAUAUUAGUGUUGGAAGUGUUGGUUUUCAAUCCAAACCAUCAACAUACCAAGAGCCAUUUAUUCAAGUUGUGUCUGGAGCAACAAGCUGCACUAUCGACCCAGAAAGUCCCAUCUCGAAUGCUUCGAAUUUGUUUCAGACGCAAAAAAUGGUUCAGGUUCCUGCAUAUCAAGUCUCCCAGCAGUCAGAUGGGAAGGCACAACAUCAUGGGGUGCAGUAUGUUCAUGGAGGUCCCUACUACAUGCCUCAAUAUACUACGACUCCAUUGCCAUUGUCAUCUUGCUAUCCAGUGUAUCAGGUUCCCGUGCAGCAGAGCCCAUAUACAUUGAGUCAGCAAUACCCAAUUUACUUUGUUCCUGUGCACCCAACUCCGUCUAUAAAUAUGUCAAUGCAGUGUAGCGUAAAUGAUACUGCAACUAUUUCUCCCAAUCGACCCAUACUGCAUCCACAAGGACAUGUUAUCCCUCCGCCAACAGCUCAAAAGGAUUUCCCGAGUGCUCAACAAGUACCUGACUCAUCUGCAAAAGUUUACAGGACCAUCCCGAUAUCAACUGUUCCUGUUAGUGCACCUUCCACUCAAGGUCAACAGCAGUUUGUCGGUCAUCUUGAGGCACAAUUUAGCUCCCAGCCUGUUUCUUCAACAUCAGUUUCAGUGACUAAUUAUUCUGAUGAGUUUGAUGAUGACCUUUCCUACGCUCAAAUAUAUAAGAGUCAGCUGCCAGCUCCAGCAUUUAUCUCUCAGUGUCAAACCAUUACAAAGGGGCAACAGUACUCUUAUAAGAGUCCUCAAUGCAGCAAUACGUAAAUAGCAUGACAACCAAGGCCACAUGGCUUCCUCAGUGAGGUCAACAGGCUAUCACUAGAAGAACAAAAUUUUGGUAUGGGUGUGAUUAUUUUUCUUUUCUUUUCAACAUUAUAGUCUUCACCUUUCAGUAUAUUGUUAUUUUUUUCCUUGUCUUACUCCCUUUGUCUAUUUGUUUAUUUUUUGUUCUUUCUCAACCCUCUCCCUCCCCUAUCUCCAUUACAGUCAAAACAGUUGUAAUUUAUUUUUCUACCAGUUAGUGUGGGAAUUUAGUUUAUUUCUAAGGCUUGCUUCGUCUUCAUGUCAACUGUUGUAAGUUUUCUGUUUGUGAGUAUUCAAUACACAGGGUGGUUGUAAGUUCUAACGUCAACACAACAUUAUGAAUUGAGUCAAUAUACAGAUUCUGGAUGUAUAUAA
Ipomoea nil (Japanese morning glory) is the source of this 2156-nucleotide messenger RNA. RefSeq lists its product as uncharacterized. The transcript is spliced from 2 exons. The record is from RefSeq and is a predicted model, not a curated record. NCBI's taxonomy places the organism in Eukaryota, Viridiplantae, Streptophyta, Magnoliopsida, Solanales, Convolvulaceae. Gene Ontology annotation, molecular function: protein binding. Bases 132 to 1742 code for a protein of 536 amino acids.